GAAUUCGGACGAGUACUCUCGCCUGCACAAAUUCGAUAAGUGGGACAAGGAGGGAUGCGUCCAGGAUGCACGUCCUGCAGUUUGAGGUGUGCUUUCGUUCCCUCUCCUCGGUGACCAAACGACGAGCUGGAGAGCUGGCGACCGAACGCGACCCGAGGGUGGCUGGCGGCGAUGGACGACCGAGCGGAGACGCAACGAAUCGAGGAGCGGCUCCCGCAGGGAACCGACGAGUGGCUCGCGAGACCUCGGCUGUCGACGACUUCGCGAGGAACGAUCACGCCGGUGGCAAUACUGCAGCCACUGUCCGCGCCGGUCGGCGACGUGGUGAUGUACACCGGGCCGUUGCAGCCGAUGGGGCAGCUCCACGGGACCGGCAGGGAGUUCGGUGGCGGGACACAACCGUUGCCUGCAUGCGUUGUUCGGGAGGCCGGCGAAGGCGCGAUCACACAAGAUGAGCGCAGAGGCGACGUCGGGCCGACGCGAGCAAACAAGACGAGGCGGAUGGAUCGGCGCCUCACUCACUGGCAGUGCAUCUACUGCCGGCGCGAGACGCGGAACGAUGCACGGGCGACGAGGUGCUGGAACUGCGAUGGCGAGAAGGAGCAGCUGCGUGACGCGGACAGUGAGGGGCGCGAGGCGGCGCGCCGCGGGCAACGUGCGAAGGAGUACGCUGGCAGAUCGCUGAACGCGCUCGGCGCUGGCACGUCGCUGGUGCCGCGAGCCGCGCAGGGAGUGUUCGAGCGGGCGCGGUUGGAAGUGCUCGUGCACUGGGAGACGCAGCAGCUCGAGCAGUACACGGGGGCGGCUUCUUACCGAAAGGAGGAAUGCAUGCUCGGGGUGAUGGAGUCGUACUACGUCGUGCAGACGGGCGCUCGGGUGAGCGCUGUACCGUGCGUAUGGGUAAGCGAGAAAAAGAAAGAAAG
Emiliania huxleyi CCMP1516 is the source of this 923-nucleotide messenger RNA. RefSeq lists its product as hypothetical. The transcript has a single exon. Lineage: Eukaryota; Haptophyta; Isochrysidales; Noelaerhabdaceae. The record is from RefSeq and is a predicted model, not a curated record. The annotation marks the transcript as partial.